Molecule: messenger RNA, 4395 nt
Organism: Emys orbicularis (European pond turtle)
Lineage: Eukaryota; Metazoa; Chordata; Testudines; Emydidae
Gene: PLA2R1
Product: phospholipase A2 receptor 1
Exons: 30
Coding region: 1-4395 (1464 amino acids)
Cellular component (GO): signaling receptor complex; plasma membrane
Molecular function (GO): signaling receptor activity
Source: RefSeq, a predicted model, not a curated record
AUGCUGUGUGUGCAGAUCCAACUCCUGGUUUGUUCCAUGCUGCUAGUUUGCUGCAGUUUGGCUGAAGACGAUGCAGCUUUGAGUCAAGACCAAGUGCCCUACUUUUUGAACAAAGGGAUGUUUAUCAUCCAAAGUGAACAUCUCAAUCUGUGCAUUAAAGCAGAUACAUUUAGACUUGUUCUUGAAGACUGCAAUCAACUUUCCAAAUAUAUGUUGUGGAAAUGGGUAUCGAAACGUCAUCUUUUCAACAUAGGCAGAAGCACUUGUCUAGGACUGAACAUCAGUAAUGAAGAGCAACCAUUAAGCCUGUUAGAAUGUGAUUCUGCUCAGCAUUCAUUAUGGUGGAACUGUAAGGGAAAGCUGUUGGUUGGUGCAUCACAAUACAAACUAGCAGCUGAAAAUGGCAAACACAUUGUGGCAAAAAGAAUCACUAAUCACGAGUGGAAGCAGUACAUGUCCUAUGAUGAAGAUCUUUGUGAACGUCCAUUUCAAGAAACAUAUACCCUGCUGGGAAAUUCUCUUGGUCUCCCUUGUAUUUUUCCAUUUAAAUAUAAGAACAAAUGGUACUACGAAUGCACCAGAGAGAGCAGGGAAUUUUACUGGUGUGCCACAACAAGUCAGUAUGAACGAGAUGAAAAAUGGGGGUUUUGCCCAAAUGCUGAGCCUGGGAGUGAUAUUUUUUGGGAGAAGAACCCUGACACCCAAAUUUGCUACCAGUUCAAUCUUUUUUCUAUUCUUUCUUGGAAUGAGGCACGUGUUGCCUGUCAGACACAAGGAGGAGAUUUGCUGAGUAUUGCAGACAUGGCAGAACAGAAGUAUAUAAGUGAGAAGUUAAGCACUAAAGGAAUUCUGCUAUGGACAGGGCUAAAUAGACUGGAUGAAUCUUCUGGCUGGCAGUGGUCCGAUGGAGCACCAUUGGCAUUUGUGAACUGGAGAUCAAGUCUCACCAAUAGCGCACUUGGAGAAAAUCACUGUGUGGUGUUUAAUUCAAAGGCGCAGUAUGACUGGCAAAGUUAUAAAUGUGAAUCUGGAUUGCCUUAUGUAUGCAAAAAAUAUGGAAAUAGUACAGAAUAUGAAACAUUUGGUAAGUCUCUCAAUGAUAUAUGGAAGUAUCAUCCUACCCGCUGUAACACUGGCUGGUAUCCCUACAACCGCAACUGCUACAAACUUCAUAAAGAGGAAAAGAGCUGGAAUGAGGCUUUACUCUCUUGCAAGACUGAUAAUAGCAAUCUCAUUAGUAUAACUUCCUUGGCAGAUGUGGAGUUAUUUAUUAACCUUCUUGAAGAUGAAAAUGUAACCGAAACAUGGAUUGGCUUGAACAGUAAUAAAACCCCAGUUAUUUUUCAAUGGUCUGAUGGCUCCUCAGUAACCUUCACUAACUGGCACAAACAAGAGCCUAAUAUCUUUCAGAGAACAAGUCAACUUUGUGUUUCAGCACAAGGAUCUGCAGGACACUGGCAAGUUAAAAAUUGUGAGGAUAGAUAUUUUUACAUUUGUAAAAUAGCAGGACAGCUUGAAAAUGACACGUCCAAGGAGGAAUCAGACUGUCCAGGGGGAUGGGAGAGACAUGGUGGAUUUUGUUACAAAAUCGACAAUACCCCUCGAAGUUUUGAACAUGCUUCCAGUGGCUAUUACUGUCCUCCUUCACUCGUAACAGUAACAAACAGAUUUGAACAAGCUUAUAUCAACAGUAUGAUUCGUAGCAUGGUGGAAACUGAUAAUACCUAUUUUUGGAUAGCCCUACAAGACCUUAACAAUACAGGAGAAUACUUCUGGCUAACUACAGAGGGGAAGAAUCAGCCUGUGAGCUAUACAAACUGGAACAAGCAUCAGCCAAGCCAUUCUGGAGGUUGUGUUGUUGUUCGCAGAGGGCAGCCUCUUGGUUACUGGGAGGUGAAAAACUGUAAAAGCUUCAAAGCUAUGUCAUUGUGUAAGCAAAAAAUUGAAUCAUAUGAAGAAAACAAGCCUAAUUUUGAAGAACCUUUGGAUGUAUGUUAUCCUGGAUGGGAAUCAGAAUCUAAUCUGAUCAACUGCUAUAAGGUAUUUCACAAUGAGAAAGUCCUGAUGAAAAGAACAUGGGAUGAAGCAGAAGCAUUAUGCCAAGAUCUUGGAGCACAUCUUGCCAGCUUUACCCAUGUGUAUGAAGAGGAUUUUUUGAACAUGUUUUUAAACAAAACGUUUGAUCGGGCUGAAGAAAGACAAUUCUGGAUUGGAUUUAAUAAAAGAAACCCCUUGUCUGGAGGAACAUGGGAGUGGUCUGAUGGAACUCCUGUUGUAUCUGCAUUUUUACAGAGCAUAUAUGUUGAAGAUGAUUCAAGAAAUUGUGCUGCAUACAAAGUAAAUAGAACAAUCCUGCCAUUGCAUUGCAAUGGGAAGCGUGAAUGGAUAUGCAAAAUACCAAAAGGUGUUAAGCCAAAGAGUCCACAGUGGUACAUAAAUGAACCACCAUGGUCUUAUUAUCAAGGAGCAGAAUACCUCUUUCAUAUUAGUGCCUCAGAGUGGACCAUCUUUGAGUUCAUCUGUGGUUGGCUUCGUGGUGAAAUAGUCACAAUACAAUCCUCUAAUGAACAAGAAUUUAUUCACAGUAGAAUAAAACAGCUAUCAAAAAAUGACAUACGCUGGUGGAUUGGAUUGCACUCUGAAGUAUCUAGUGAUGGAUUUCGGUGGAGAGAUGGGUCACCAUUAGUAUAUGAGAACUGGAAUGAAGGAAAAGAAAGAUCUGUGCGCACACAAGGUGAAAGAUGUGGCUUCAUUUCAUCACAGACAGGACUCUGGGGUGAUGAAAACUGUACCAUUUCUCUUCCUUCUAUUUGUAAGCGUAAAAUUGUAUGGAUAAUAGAGAGAGAAAUUCUAAAAAACCAGAACCAGCAAGGAGUAUGUCCCAAAGGAUGGCUGUACUUUGGAUUCAAGUGCUUUUUGAUACAAAUUCCAAAGGAUCCAGACCAUCUGACGAACUGGUAUUCUGCGCAAACUUUCUGCAGUGAACAGGAUGGGUCACUAGCUUCUAUUGAAAAUGAAGUAGAACAAGCUUUCAUAACAAUGAAUCUGUUUGGACAGAAGACUAGUGUUUGGAUAGGUCUGCAGAGUGAUGAUUAUGAAAAAUGGGUGAAUGAACAUCCGAAGUUAUAUUCCAAUUGGUCUCCAGUUGAAGUAGUUCAUGGUCAGAGAUAUAACAGUGCUAAUAUUCAAGAACAAGUUCCAUUGUGUACCUUGGUAUCAAAUAACCCUAAUUUUCAUUUUACGGGAAAAUGGUACUUAGAAAGCUGUCAGAAAAAUUAUGGUUUUAUCUGCCAAAAGACUCAAGAUACAUCCAAACAUGCCAUAGAUGCAUCUGAGAUGUAUCCAGUACCAGAUACUUUAGAAUAUGGAAACAGAACAUAUAAACUAAUACAUGGGAAUCUGACUUGGUUUGCUGCUUUAAAAACCUGCAUGGCAAAUGGAACUGAAUUGGUCAGCGUUACGGACCAUUAUCACCAAGCCUUCCUCACUGUCAUUGUAAACAGACUAGGAUACGCCCAUUGGAUUGGACUGUCUACCUCAGAUAAUGGGCUUAACUUUGAGUGGUCAGAUGGUACCAAGUCUUUGUUUACCUUUUGGGGAGACGAGGAGUCACCGUCACUGGGCAGCUGUGUUUAUAUUGAUAUUAAUGGGCAGUGGAAAAGUGCUAACUGUGAAAGACUUCUACAAGGAGCAGUUUGCCAUGUGCCAACUGAAAAGAAACUAAUUGAAUACAGAGGCUUAUGCUCAGAAAAAAAUGUCACCUGGAUAAAAUUUAGAAGCAAUUGCUACAGGUUUUCCACAGUUUUCGAGAGUACAAGUUUUGAUACAGCAUAUGAAUUUUGCAAAAAGCAAGGAUCUAACCUUUUAACUAUUAAAGAUGAAGAUGAAAAUGCUUUUGUUCUGGAAGAACUGCACCAUUUUGGUUCUUCUGUCCAAAGGAUUUGGUUGAACAUUCAGUUUGUUGUGGACAAUGACACAGUAACAUGGAUUGAUGGUUCUCCCUUAAAUUAUUCAAACUGGGGCAUCAGGGAGCCUGACUUGGAUCAUCUCAAAGGGAAUUUUUGUGUUGCUUUGAGGACCACAGAUGGAGUAUGGCAAUUAUCUCCCUGCAGAGAGAAAAAGGGAUUUGUAUGUAAAAUGGAUACAGAUAUCUUUGCAACAGUGCAAACAGUAAAAGCAUCACACAGUGGGAUCGUAGCUCUAGCUGUAAUGGUGACACUGGUGAUGGUGGCUGCUAUGUCUACAUUUCUGUGGUGCCUGUACAAACAGAACAACAGUCUCUUCAAUAGAGUACAAUGGUUCAGAAAUCCAGGUUAUUCACAAAUGAACUCUGAAGAUCUAGCUGUGGAAGAAAGCAUCCUCAUUUCUGAUCUUGAGAGAAAUAGUGAAAAUUAA